Anopheles stephensi (Asian malaria mosquito) is the source of this 1518-nucleotide messenger RNA. RefSeq lists its product as uncharacterized. The record is from RefSeq and is a predicted model, not a curated record. Lineage: Eukaryota; Metazoa; Arthropoda; Insecta; Diptera; Culicidae. The transcript has a single exon. Bases 662 to 919 code for a protein of 85 amino acids.
GUCGUUGGCGGGAUUCCUAUCGAACCGGAUCGUGUCGUGGGUCUAGAGCGAAUCGUACAGUACGUCUGUUUCUAACCAUCCCGUUCGAAAUAACACGAGAAGCUGCGUGCGUGUCGCCUCAUAGUGCGGCUCGUUUGAUGCGUAUCCGGAAGCGAACGAAACCAUCAAUAUCAUAUCGUGCAUAUCAACGCUGCGGCUUUAACGCGUACCAUAUCGGUCAUAUCAAAGCAUCCCAAAGCCACGAGAUUGAUUAACCGGCAACCGGAAGCCGGCCCAGAGUAAGAGAGACACAGCGGUAGUCCCCCAUCUCGUUGUACUGGUUUCCUGCUGAUUGUCUCGUGGUGAUUUGUCAGCUGUUAACGUCUUCAUGCAAGAAGCCCGCCGUGACGUUGGUUUCGGAUUGCAACAUAAUAAUCGUUAAUUUCGUUACAUUAACGCACCGAGCCCGUCGGGCCACUUGAGCGUUGGUUGGUUGGUAGUGGUUUUAGUUGGUUUGUGACCAGGCCAGAGUGUGGUUUAGCAUCUCCAGUUCUGUGUGUGUAUGUUGUGGUUGAGUGCUUGAAUUGCCACCAGUGAAGUGUAGCACUUGGACGAGUGCUUGCAAGAAGAUCACCAAGAAGAAAGUGUCCAUCAGCAGCCGAGAGGAGCAUCAGCACCAGAAAUGAGUUCAAAAGCAUUACCAAAUCUAUUUAUGCUAUCAGUGGCGGUUAUUGCGCUGAUGGCGUUACUGAUCGUCGGACCACAGCCGGCCGCCGCCAACGACAGUCAGAACAUUAACCGGCUGCUUAACAAUCAGGUGAUUGUCAGCCGGCAGAUCAUGUGCGUCCUGGAGAAGAGCCCGUGUGACCAGCUCGGCCGACAGCUGAAAGGUUUGUGUACCACCGGCGGUAACGGUAGCGGUGUAAGCUCGUCAGGCUAAAGAGGCUAAUUGGUAAUUCGAAUGGACCUGCUUUGAUUUGUGCUGUGAUGUACAUUGUUGCUGACACUGGCGUUUUACUGGGUGUUGUUGGGAGGCGUCUUCUUGAGACAUGAUUUUGGAGAUUGAAUAAGUAGCGGAAAAUUUAUAAAACGAAUAAUAUGUAAAAGAGGUUUUAUGGAUAAUUUGAAGUUGUUCCUAACUGUCAGCUAGAAUAAUUCGUUGUAUAUUUUAAUGAUCUUGCUGAAAAAGGGAUCGAACAACCCAGUACACGUGUAUCAAUUAAUACGCGUAUUUGCUAAAUAAUCAUUCAAGUUUCCUUGUCAGUAGACCUACUCCAACCUAAUCCAUAAGAAAAAAAAAGUUUUCGCUUUCAGCAAAAUUCUCAAUCUGUCAACAACUUUACGCCAAACGAGUGCACGAAGCGACAAAAAAACCAGCCGCCCAGUUCCUUUUAACACCCACCCCGAAACGUGGAGGAUUUAGGCAAGACAGCCCAAAUGUCUUCGUGUCCGGUGGAACAGAAGCAAAUACUACACCAUUGAUUGUUUUUCCCUUUUGUCGCUUUUCGCAAUCCGCACCUAGAAGCAACCCGGAUGACA